GCGCCCCCGUGUGUGUCGUUUGGUAUGUGCGCGUGGUGUGUAGGGCGCGUAAUGGAUGGGACCUUCUCGACACCGCGAAUCUUUGAGUCGAUCUUCUCGACACCACAAACCAUGAGUCCCGAAACGCACAUUCGCUUGGCAGAACCGUUUUCUCCUUGCGCGAGAUCAGUGCGGCAUUUCAAUGGUGUGAUUACGAUCCACGGAGCGACCGCAGAGGACUUCGACAAGGAUCCCUGGAUGACCGUCGUCCCAUGCAGGGACGCGCGUAUUGACGAUUGGUGCGAUGGGAAUUGGGCCACGAUGGAGAGUUGCUGCCCUUGGGCAAGCCAGUACAAAUUCGCCAACAUGUUGAAGUUUGGGAACCUCAUCCCGCCGUCUGAAGCUGUCCUCGGACACAAGUUCCUGAACCACAUGCGCAGAGCGCUGGGCUGCAUUAGCCGCCAUUUCAGCCGCCUCGAAUGCCACUACGUCAGGUCGUCGCCACGAACUUGGGGAGGCUCGCGGAAACAAGAGUUGCUGGAUUGCGCUCGUCACUGCUCGUUCCUGGACCAGUACCCGCUCCGGUGCCCCGGGAAUUCUCCACAAGUUGUGUCAUACUGUUGUGUGCGAUUGAAAGUGUCCGGGUCUGAUUUCGCCAGAGUUUUAUAUGUCGCUGUGUCGAACAAGAGCAGGAAACUGGUCGAUGCAGUUGUGCUUGUAUCACGCAACGAGGUGACGUUGACUUCAUGGUGUGCUGUUCGAUUUGCGUUGUCGUUCGCAGACAGUAUGUCUUCUUCCAAGGGCAAGGUGGAGCCAACAGGGACCUCCGGGAAGGAGUCACGAAAAGAUUCCACGAUGCGGUCGUCUACUGUCACGCAGGGGUGGUCGAACCAUUCGAGGUCGAAAUGGUUCAUCGACUCGUGCUGCGGAGAUGCUUCCAACCCCACUGCGCAGCCAUGUGGUCCUGUCAUCUUCAUCGAUGACAGCAGAAGGCGUAGAGUGCUUGGUGUCGUCUUACGGUGGGAGGACGCAAAGGGGGGCCAGGGACAUUUCUAUAUUCAGAAAGUUUAUGGCGCCAAGGGCAACAUCGUUGCCAAUUCGAAAGGGAUGUUGUUGGACCUCGAAUUGUGUGAGGGGUUAAGAGCGGGUGCUGUGAACACCCCGUUCUACAGAGAACUCGUUCUCGGGGGCGGUUUUGUUUUGGCGCGUGAAUUUUUCGACAUGUUGGAGGACAAAAACAUCGCUCUAGACGUCCCGUGCGAUGUCAACCCAUCCCUGGAGCUGUCGUUGCCGUUGAAGCUGUGCAGCGGUUGCGAGUUAAGCGGGGCAGCGGCGCAGGGCGGUGAUCCGGGUUCUGGUCCCGCCACUCAGCUGCACCGUGGCGAGAGUCGAGUACAGGUGGCGGCCUAUUCGGAGGUCGACUUGGAGGUGAGCAAGGGACAGGGUGUGGAGGAGGUGGACUCGGGAGGCCUGAGCUCGCAAGGAGCUCCGCAAAAGAGGAGGGGGGAUCGUCCAGACGAGUUCGCCAGUUCUACGAAGAAGUUAAAGAGCAAGGCCCCCAGGACUGCGGGGGAGCAGGGCCGUCAGGUUGCAAAACGACCGUCUUUGAGACAGAAGCAGCCUGAGUCUAGACUGUCGUCUCCACCGACAACAGGGACUCCCAUCGACGUCGACGCCGGGUACUUCCUCGAGUGCAAAGACGGCGUUCGGACAAAGCGGGACUUCGACAUUAGCCGUGCGCAGGUCGUCGACCUUGGGGACUGGGAGGACCUGUACAACCAGCGGUCCCUGGAUCCCGUGCUCGUGGAAGGGAUCAAAGAAGCGAUGCGGUUGGCGUUCGAAAACAAAUCGCAGUCUUACGAUUUACCAACCCUGAAAAUGGCGCCGCUUGGGCUUGAUAAACCGACUCCCGGGACCAAGGCAGAACGUCUGAGGCCGGAGGAUUGGUGGGAUGAGCUGGCGGGACAAUACUACUACUACGCGGGGUGUGGGCAGCACAACGCGGCUGCAGCGAGGUCGCUGCUCGGCAGCGAGGUGGCCAGGAAAUACGAUUUCGAGCGGUGGCCUGCACGAAUGGUCUACUUUUCGGACGACGACUUCGAAGGGUACUUCCUUGUCAGUUCCCAGGACAACAAGAAGGACCUGAAGGCGCCCCCACGACAGCUGAAGCUGUCAAUGAGGGACAUUAGGUGGCAGUGGAAGCACGCCGGUUGCCCGCGUGCUGUUAUGGGGAAGCCCAUCGGAAAACAGGAUCAGGUUCGGAAGUGGCGUGAAUUCUGUAAUGUCGCACUCAACAUGACACCGCACAACAGCUUGUGGAUUCUCGCAGAUCAUCAGGGCGAGGAGGCCAUCAGGAAACAAGGCGCUGCCCUGCGUUCCUAUUUCCCGCUCGCGAUGGCAGGGGAGAACAUCUGGAAACUGGUCGUCGAGUUUUUCAAGAAAUGGGAGACAGACAGAUUGCUCAGACACGAUGGCGCAAAGUGGAUCAUGAGGAAGAAGAAAGUCAAAAACGUGAAGCCUGGGGUUGCAUACAUCCAUAAUGACAAGCUGGGCAGGAAGGAGGUCGUGUACAACGUCACUGUGGACCCGGCGACAAAGAAAGGCAAAAAGGAGAAAGAGGAGGGCGAGUGGUUUGUGCAAGUGCCAGAGCCGGACGCGCAUUGUUGGAAAACGAUGGAGUCGCUGACAGACAACGAGAAGUGCCGCGUCCUGAAGAAGGUGCUCGCUUACGAGGUGGUUUGGCUACAGGCCGGCUCCCCAGCGUUGGCGAAGCUCGGAAAGCUGAACGUCCAGGAAGUGGUGAAUUUGGUGAAGUGCGAUCGAGUGCUGGUGCGUCUAUGGAACUACUACCAGUUCAAGCAUGACAAAAGGCCGGACGCGGAUUGGAGCCAGAGGUUCCCGUUCCUAAAAUCAAGCGAGGUCAAUUCGGGUGCCCACAAUUGCGAGUUCAUGGUCGUCACCGAGACUCGGGCUCGUGUGUGGAACAACAAAACGGACAUGUGGUUCAAGUUGAGUGCGAGGAAGCGGAACAAGAUAUACGACUUCUUGUUCCUGCAAACGCGGCUGAAGAGAGACACCGACGCCGAGUACGUGCGCUGCAAGGACCACAUGUUCACGUCGCUCGACAACUACCACGGCGCCUCCCGCAUGAAUGCGAAGACCUUCCUCGAGAGGUUGCAGUCCCUUUACUUCGUGGAGUCAGAGGAGGAGCUGACGUUCGACAGUUACUCCUCCUUGAUCUCCACAGAAGACGAGGAGACCUUCGACAUUGAGUUCGACGUGACCGCGGACGAGGAGGGCAGCGACACCGAAAGCCUCGACCUGCAGUACGACCAACAUUCCGCGCAGCACGCUACAGGGUCGUCCUUGGCAGGAUGGAUGCCACUCCCUCGCGGGUCGAAGUCUGACUUCCUCGACGUCACUAGAAUUGCGGUCCUCCAUAAAGUGAGGGCCGAGAAUGGCUCUUUCGCACGCGAAGACGUGUCCGUCAUUUCCACAGUCGGGCGAUUGUUCGCCGAACUUCAGGACAAGUGCUGGUUGGAGCUGACGGAGGACUACUACGACCUCGACACGAGCCCCUCGAAAGGAAGGGUGGACUGGAAAAUCCCCCCUCCUAGUGGGACGCAUGCGGGAGGGGCUGCGUGGGGCGCGCGGGAAGCGCAUUCAUCGGAAAUCGACACGGGUUCGGGCGAAGUGGCUGCAUUGCAUGCAGGGGAAGAAGGCAGGGUGAUGGACAAAGAGAAGGAAGUGGAGGAAGGAGACACAGGGGAGGAAUUGGAGGAAGGAGGGGAGGAAGGGGAGGAAGAAGAGGAUGAAGGAGAGGAAGGGGAAGAAACGGAGUUGGCUGGGUUGCUAGGAGGGCAGGAGGGGGAAAAAGGUGAACUCGAUACAGGAGACGACGAACGGACUUUCAGCGACGACGAUGACAGAUCUGGGGAGUCUUMUGACGGAUUCGGGCAGCUGUACGGAGAACACCACGAGGAAGACGACGACGACGAUGACACGGCACUGGGUAUGGAGACACACGUGGUCACAAGCCUUUCGGCAGAACGUGAUGACUAUGAGGUCCAAGCAAUGACGUCUGCCGUCGAUCUCCAACACCGGUUCAAUGAAGCUCGUGUAGCAGUCAUCCUGACUAAACCGAGUGUGCGUAUUGACAUCGAAGAAGUUAUCGACGACAUCCUGGGCGACCACCACAUGUCCGCGCAACCAUCCUCGACGCCUGGUGUCGACGACCCUCUCGACGUCAAGCCUUUUGGGGGAUCUGUCGUCGAUUUCUCGCCGACGAGCUCUCCGAUGCUGCCGCCGACCAUCGCCAGCGGAGGAGAAGGCGGGAUCGGGGGACGACAAGAUGUCACAUCCCCGAAAAAAACUGCCCCCGGCACUCGAGCUCUCGACUUGCUGGCCUUGCCCGCGCCAACUUCGCCGAUUAAGGAGCAGAGAGACAAACCAGCUGGUAAGCAGUGACAAACGCCACUCUGUCUGCGCGCCAAUGACCGCAGUGUCUGUCAAUGCGCACGAGACAAAAACAUGUGUGUUUUUGUUGAAGCGUUCCCUCACACGAGU
Messenger RNA from Chara braunii, 4545 nucleotides. The record is from the annotation of a GenBank genome assembly. NCBI's taxonomy places the organism in Eukaryota, Viridiplantae, Streptophyta, Charophyceae, Charales, Characeae.